AUGGUUUGUUUUGCUUUUUUAUUUUCUAAUGAUUGGUAUCUUUGUUUAGGCAAAAUUGCAAGCUCAUCUACUUUCUGUGUAUGCACCAGAACUAGGAGACAACUAACCUUACUUGGUGCAGAUAAUUCCUUUCUUCACCACGUGCUCAAUAGGAGGGUCUCCCAUUUCGUAGAUGAUCUGCUCCCACUGCGUCGCACGCAUCAGUACCAAGUCGCCCUGCUUGCCAACCUCCAGACUGCCGUGAGUAGCAGAGCGGUUGAUAGAGGCAGCGGCGUUAAUAGUGGCACCUACAAGAGCCUCCUUCAUGGUCAUACCGAACUGCACACAUGCCAUGUUCAUGGUCAGAGCCAUGGAAAGGCAGUGAGCGUUCGGGUUGUAGUCACUACCGAGGGCAACAGGGACACCAGCAGCAAUCAUGUCGCGCGCUGGAGGGUUGGGCAGCUUCAGGAUGUACUUGGUAGUAGGCAACAGCACGGCGAACACAGGCUCUGGCUUGUGGGCAGCCAUAGCCUGAAGGUCCUCAGCAGUCAGCAUUUCACAGUGCGAGAUCGCACGUGCACCAAGAGAAGCGGCCAUAGUACCAGACUGCAUGGGGUACAUCUCAUCACCGUGGAAAUUAAUCUCCAGCCCAGCCUUCUUGCCAGCCUCCAGAAUACGAUGAGAGUCGUCGUGCUCGAAGACGCCCUUCUCACAGAACACGUCGAUGAAUUCAGGCGAGAUGGUACCGUUCUUCUUGGCUUGCACAAGAGCAGGAAUCUGCUUGGUCACGAUAUCCUCCGUAGCCUCCUCAGCAGUCAUACCGUCAGGAACCGAGUGGCCACCCAGGUAGUUCGACACGAUUUCCACAGGGUGUGCGUUGUCACCUGUCGACGCGGUGUGCAGCACACGAAGCAUCUUGAGCUCCGUAUCGGUCUCGAGUCCGUAGCCGCUCUUGGCUUCGAUAAGCGUCGUACCAGAGCGCAGCAUACGAUCUAG
Phytophthora nicotianae INRA-310 is the source of this 975-nucleotide messenger RNA. RefSeq lists its product as hypothetical. NCBI's taxonomy places the organism in Eukaryota, Oomycota, Peronosporomycetes, Peronosporales, Peronosporaceae. The record is from RefSeq and is a predicted model, not a curated record. Bases 1 to 975 code for a protein of 324 amino acids. The transcript has a single exon.